Molecule: messenger RNA, 1755 nt
Organism: Pyricularia pennisetigena
Lineage: Eukaryota; Fungi; Ascomycota; Sordariomycetes; Magnaporthales; Pyriculariaceae
Exons: 2
Coding region: 1-1743 (580 amino acids)
Source: RefSeq, a predicted model, not a curated record
AUGGGUGAACCUUACUGGGUUGCCGAGGUUCAAAAUUCCCUGCACCUUCUAGCUCAGAAUCUCCACGAGCGUCAGUUCAAAGGAAAUACAUAUGACAGGCUUCCGUCUUUCAACAAUUCCUGUCAAGAUUACACACUGACGCCAUAUUAUAAGCUCAAGCUGGCCAACAACCUGGCAUUUUUAGCUUGCACCGAGGAGGGCGGUGAUAAGGUUUCUGCCGUUUGCCUCGAAAAACAUCGCGAUCAAUUAACUAUACGCCUAGCAAGCAACAAAUGUCCUGAGAUCCAUCGCGAGGCCUUUAUGGAAGAGGCUUUUGCCACAGUGAUGAACCUGUGCGGCACUCGCAUACUACAACGCACGCGACCAUGUUGGGCCAAGAAACCACACCGGCUAGAGAAGAAGGCAUCUCCCUUGCAGAGUCUUGACAAUGACUGGGCUCUGCUGACUAAAACCCUGCAGAGGCGGUUUGCAACGACCCUGCAUGCGCUCGAGAAGAUGCGAGAACAUUUACGUUGCCUUGAUACGAUGAACCAUGACAGCAAAGAUCUAAGAGAGACGCUCCGAAACAACGUUUUGGCAGCCUACGACGCCUCUGCUGCCGAGACGCCGCGAACACUGGAGGAGAAAUUGAGGCGUUGCGGGCCUGCGGGCUUGGAUCUCGCUGGCAGGGCCGCUGUUCGGCAGGUGGACAAACUGGGACGCUACUACGGCGUCUGCAAGGAUUUUGCAAAGCUGGCACGGCACCAGAGUUACCAGCGCCUAUUUUCGAGCGUCAUAGUGGCGAGGUGCGAUGUAAUGCCCAAGACCUGUAGAGAUCCGGCGGGCGGGCGGAAGCUGCAUGUCCAUGCUGAGGUGCAGCUCGUGAUGCACUACCUAUCUCGGAAUCUUUCGCCUGCACCCAGGGCGAUUAGUUGCAGCAAGUCGGCCUGCUUCCUCUGCCACGCUCUCAUCAGCCGGCUUGGGCACUGGUCACUCUCGGCCUGCCACGGGAAGCUGUACUCCAAAUGGAAAGUCCCAGAUGGGGUACACUUGACGCAUAGCAGGGCAAAGGAUCUUGCACGCGCAUUACGGCAGGUUCGGGAUGAGCUCAAGACGCUUGGUGCGGGGGCGAAAGUGCAAGUAGCCGAAAGCCCAGCGCUUUCGCUCAUAUCUGGCCCGUCGACGGCAACGCUGCUUUCCAUAGCGUCGGGGUCAAGGUCAUCUUCUGCGGAAACGAUCGGUCCUAACAGCACUGCGAAGACGACCGCGACCGCUUACGUUGAUGCAAGCACAGUCAAGGCGCCAACAGGCCGCACAGCUUCUGCAGAAGAAGUACUCGCAAAAGCGAAAAGCAAUACAUACCCCGAUGUGGGAAUAUCAACUUCGCAUGAAACAUGCAAUAAUGGCGGAUUAGUGGCCGGCAUUGGAAUAACUAACUCACCGGCCGCGACGCUGCAGGUGAAGGAAAACGAUCUGCCGUACGAAGUCGUCAUUUUCAAUUACACCCUGCCGUUGCUCGACCUCCAGCUUGGGCAUCUGUCUCUGCAUCUCGAUCUGAUAGACAUGAGCGUCGGUCGAAUAAAAAUAUCGCGUUAUGUUGGUGGUGACGAGCUGGAUAUCCUGUCUUUGGAAGCAACCGAUUUACCAUUCGCUGAGCCGGGUCGGAAGCUCAGCUGCGAGCGAGGAAGUAAUGUACUUCGCUUCAACUUGCUGUGCUUCGAAUGCGCUGCGACGCAGGUGGAGAUAACAUGGAGAACGACGUAAGCAAAUCCUUGA